Molecule: messenger RNA, 1227 nt
Organism: Grosmannia clavigera kw1407
Lineage: Eukaryota; Fungi; Ascomycota; Sordariomycetes; Ophiostomatales; Ophiostomataceae
Product: vesicle-mediated transport protein
Exons: 4
Coding region: 1-1227 (408 amino acids)
Biological process (GO): protein targeting to vacuole; protein catabolic process in the vacuole; proteasome-mediated ubiquitin-dependent protein catabolic process
Cellular component (GO): extrinsic component of membrane; GID complex
Source: RefSeq, a predicted model, not a curated record
AUGCCCACGCCAUCAUCUCAUCGGCACGACGGGGAGCUCUCUUUUACUUCGUUAUGUCCAGAUGACCAAGCGCCACAUGCGGAAUCCAACUGGAACCAACCUCCGACACCAUUCGAACAGAUCGACCGGCCACGACGAGAAGAUACGCUUGCCGGUAGCGGUCAGGUGCCAAGUGCUGCUGCAGGACUGGCCUUGCCACUGUCUCUGCCAACAAUGUCGCCCAUCGCUCGACCUGGCAGAGAACUCACGGUCGAAACCGAAACAAAUGAUACGGAUUUCUUCAAUACGGGCGAGCAGGAUGACGACGUGAAACCGGCUGAAACGGAUCUGGAUAUGGCGGCUGACAAUGUUACUGCUGGCAGCAGUGCUCAGUAUGCCCAAAGCAAUAGCACUGUUAACAGGAGCAGCCGGCGUGCUGGAACUGUCACAAGUACGACGCCGUCAAGCACCGUGAGCUCAGACGUCUGGGACCCAUAUGGCGUAACCCAGGGAAUCAACAGACCACGUGAGAGAAGCACCAUUCGGGCACCGGAUGCACUAGCCCCGUCUAGCAUGGACAUUGAGAAGUUGGAGGAGCAUGGGAUCAGCGAGCACUGCGCGUUGGAUAGCAUAUCGGAGGGUUACAUGGGAUUUGAUCCAACCAGCUCCAGAAUUAUACCAAUACCGCCAUCAACUUACCUUCGUCCAGGCAGCCGAUUUGUUGGUACCCAGCAGUCCGAACGGCAGGUCUACGAUGUCCAAGUGGAAAUCAAGCACGUAGACCUUCGCGAGUCAUUUUUGUGUGGCUACUUACGAAUACAAGGCCUAACCGAGGAUCAUCCCACACUCACAACGUAUUUUGAAGGCGAGAUCAUCGGCUCCAAAUAUGGUUUCACCACAAAGCACAAGUCUUGGGGUGCCAAUGAUCGCAUUGACAUGUCGCACUGGGCCAAAUUUGCCGCAUUUCAUCCGUUUGUGCGCCAGGCAAAGAAAGGCAACCUAGUCAUUAAAGAAUAUCUGCAAAAGGAAAACAUAUUUAUGCGUUGGAAAGAGCACUUUCUUGUCCCCGACCAUCGGGUGCGAACAAUCCACGGUGCAAGUUUUGAAGGUUUCUACUACAUUUGCUUCAACCAAGUCGAAGGAGUUGUGCAUGGCAUAUAUUUUCAUUCCAAGAGUGAAAAGUUCCAGCAACUAGAGCUCAAACAUGUCGAAGACCGGGGCUGCAUGAGCGCCGUGGAGUUCCGGUGA